CGAGGUUUGCCAAGGAAGGGACGAGAAAUACCAUAUACCAUCACCCGAUCACCCUAUCCUAUUCGUCUUGCAUCUUAUACUCUUUCACUCGGGCCACGAUCGAGUGUCAACCAGUGGCCAGUGGCUCGUCGACGUACCACCUCAUAAGCUAAGCCUACGAAGAUAAAACAGCCCACCUCGGAUCCCUCGCAACAUCGCCCUUCCGAACAACAGCAAGAGGAAUCUCGAUUAAGAAAACGUACAUUACAGGAGUCAAGGAAUAACAUACUUAUCCGAGGAAAAUAAAAUUCGAGAUCGACCUUACUUUGCUUUUCUCUCUGGGUCAAGUAAACCGGCCUUGUCUCUUUCGGACAACUCGGAUCUCUCUCCUCUAAACAAUCGCACCUUGAAACUCGAAUCCUCGAAACCUCGAAACCUCUUAGAGAAACUUGCAUAAAAAACCAAGAUGGUCAAUAUCACCUACGGCCUCAUCUCCUCCUCCUCAAACGCCGCCUCUGAUGCCACGAUCAACCCAUAUGGGACGGAUAUGAUCGUCCUCCAGGACGACGACUCCACCUUGGCACCGUUCGACGCUGGGGAUAUAGGGUGGAUCUUGACGUGUACGGCGCUUGUUUGGUUGAUGAUUCCCGGACUGGGGUACCUCUACUCGGGCCUCGUCAGACGUAAGAACGCCCUCAGCUUGUUAUUCCUGUGUAUCGUGGCGUUGGCAAUCACUUCGUUUCAAUGGUGGUUCUGGGGCUACAGCCUAGUCUACUCGGAGACCGGCGGCGUGUUCCUCGGGAACCUGGAUAAUUUCUGUUUCAUGGGCGUCUUGGGGAGGGCGGUGCCGGAGACGAACAACAAGUUGCCCGAAAUCGUCUUUGCCACCUACCAAAUGAUGUUCGCCUGUCUCGUCCCCGCCAUCGUCCUCGGUGCCGCAUGCGAACGAUCCCGAGUCUUGCCCGCCAUGGUCUGGGUGUUUUGCUGGACGACGCUCGUCUACGACCCCCUGGCACACUGGAUCUGGAGUUCGAACGGUUGGGCGUUCAAGUGGGGGGUUUACGAUUACGCCGGUGGGAUCCCCGUCGAGAUCGCUUCUGGGAUCGGUGGACUCGCCUACUCGUAUUUCAUCGGCAAGCGACGUGGCUACGGGACCGAACGCAUCCUCUACAAACCCCACAACGUCGGUCACGUCAUCCUCGGCACAGUGCUCCUCUGGGUCGGCUGGCUCGGGUUCAACGCCGGUAGCACGUUCGCCGCCAACUUGAAGGCCGCCAUGGCAGCGUUCAACACCAACCUCGCCGGGUCCGUCGGAGGGAUCGUCUGGAUGAUCCUCGAUUUCAGGUUGGAGAGGAAAUGGAGCGUCGUCGGGUUCUGUACCGGAGCCAUCGCUGGACUGGUCGCCAUCACCCCGGCUGCUGGGUUCGUCGGCACCCCCGCUGCGGCGCUCAUCGGUCUCGUCGCCGGAGCUUGUUCCAACUUGGCCACCCGACUCAAGGUCUCGAUGAGGGUCGAUGAUCCCAUGGACGUCUUUGCCGUGCACGCCUUGGCUGGUGCGAUCGGCACCUUCAUGACCGGACUCUUCGCUCAGGCUUCGGUCGCCGCCAACGACGGCUACGCCGUGGUCGAAGGAGGUUGGCUCGACCGCAAUUUCGCUCAGCUUUACAAGCAGAUCGCUUGGAUCGCCGUCGGUACCGGCUGGACGUUCGUCGUCACCUACAUCAUCAUGUUCCUCAUCAACCUCGUCCCCGGCUUGCAUUUCCGUGCCGACGACGAGGCUCAGGUGGUCGGAAUGGACGAGGUCGAGCACGACGAAUUCGUCGCCGACUAUGCCUGGUUCCACAGGGACAUCGAGGACAGCUGGCACGCUCGCGCCGUGAUGGCCCAGAACCAGAGGGGCAGCGAAGAGGAGAAGUCGAGCACGGGACCUGGAAGCGGGGCGGUCACUACCGGCGUACAUCCCGUACCGGACGAGGAGGACCGCAGGGGCAGGCCUGUCGACCCGAAGGAGAUGCAGAAGCGGGGUCGAGGCGAGGGAGGCGUGCACGAGGACGACAUGGAGAUGGCCGAGCUGGACCAGGCCGAGGAACAGCGGAUGAGGCGAUGAGACGGGAGUGGCACGAGGGUUUGCGGUGGGAUGCAACGCAGACAGAAAAGCGAGGAGAGCAAAAGAAGGGGACGACCUCCAGAAGAGAUCUCGGAACUCUCGCCUCCAUACACCCCUCAACGCGAAACCGGCCCAGGGUUUUUCGCUUGAGCACGAGCCGAUCGAGGACUGAAACAUUCUGAGCGAGGCGGGGACGUGAUGUUGGCUUAGGGUACACCGAGGCGUCGAUGGAACACCACAAAACAAGUGCCUCCGCCCAUGUACCCGUGCAAGCGCCGCGUAUCGAAAAGAAAAAGAAAUAUAGCACAUUAGGCUUUUUAGGAUUGUACGCGAUAGAUGGCUCUUCGCUUUGUUAUGGCACUCAGUUGUUUUUCCCUCUCUCAUUCAACCCCUCCGGUUGCAGUAUAUAUUGUACUCGAUGAUCAUGCGUGUUCAUGCAUGCGAAUUGGACUCCAUA
Molecule: messenger RNA, 2543 nt
Organism: Filobasidium floriforme
Lineage: Eukaryota; Fungi; Basidiomycota; Tremellomycetes; Filobasidiales; Filobasidiaceae
Product: putative ammonium transporter MEP1
Exons: 6
Coding region: 446-2086 (546 amino acids)
Biological process (GO): ammonium transmembrane transport
Cellular component (GO): plasma membrane
Molecular function (GO): ammonium channel activity
Source: RefSeq, a predicted model, not a curated record